UACCCCCUCCCUCCCUCUCCCACACCCCAUUAAUUCCUCAAAGCUCAUUUCCUUCAUUUUCUGGUUUUGCAAUUUAGGAAGCUAAGGUAAGCUCUCUGCAGAUCUUUGUCUGUGUGAAAAUGGGCAGAAAGUGUUCAAAAUGUGGGAUCACAGGUCACAAUUCAAGAACGUGCACCACUGUCAAAGGUUGUAUUAUUAGUAACACUAAUAAUAAUGUUGUUGUUGGAGGAUUAAGGUUGUUUGGAGUUCAGCUUGAAAUCUCUUCUUCUUCUUCUCUAUGCUCUUCUCCUUCUUCUUCUUCAACCAACUCUUCUAUUGCAAUGAAGAAAAGUUUGAGCUUGGAUUGCCUCUCUUCUUCUCCUUCUUCAUCUCCCCACUCUUCCACGCUAGUUUCUGUUCAUGAAAACUGUGAAAUAAAAACAUCCAUUAAUGGAUAUCUCUCUGAUGGUCUCAUUGGCAAAGCUCAGGAGAAGAGGAAAGGAGUUCCAUGGACAGAAAAGGAGCACAGAAACUUCAUGAAUGGACUAGAAAAACUAGGAAAGGGAGAUUGGAGAGGAAUUUCAAGAAAGUUUGUAAGUACAAGGACUCCAACCCAAGUUGCUAGCCAUGCUCAAAAGUAUUUUCUUAGACUAGCAAGCCUCAACCACAAGAAGCGUCGUGCAAGCCUCUUUGACAUGGUAAGGAGCCAUAACCACAAAGCAAACCAUGAAGAUGAUCAAGAAAAUGUGCAUUCGUUGAUAGACCUCAAUUCAUUUGGAGAUGAUGAUCAAGAGAUGAGGGUGAUGAUGAUGACAACUAUUAAUGAUGAUGGUGAUCAAGUUAAAUGCAAGACUUCAUCAAAUCAUCACCAUUCUGCAGAGGCACUUGACUUGGGGCUGGCACUAGGUGCUCCAAAAGAUGUGGAUAAACCUAAGCCAUCUUCCACUUCCACGUUGUUGGGACCAAUUAGUGUUACUUGACUCAGUGUUCAUAUAUAUCAUCAUAAA
Molecule: messenger RNA, 986 nt
Organism: Ipomoea nil (Japanese morning glory)
Lineage: Eukaryota; Viridiplantae; Streptophyta; Magnoliopsida; Solanales; Convolvulaceae
Product: myb-like protein J
Exons: 3
Coding region: 120-959 (279 amino acids)
Biological process (GO): response to auxin; response to gibberellin; response to ethylene
Molecular function (GO): zinc ion binding; DNA binding
Source: RefSeq, a predicted model, not a curated record